UAUCGUAACAAGAGUAAAAUGGAAGAUCCAGCUACAGCACGCUUAAAAGCUUUAAUUGUAAACAGUAAUGAUGCUUUAGAAUUCAAAUUGAUUCGUACUGUAGGAGAUCUGGAAAAUGAUGAAACUACUUUCAAACCAGAAAUGUCUCAUCAAGUAUUUGGAGACAGUGAAUCUAUAUUUGGUUACCGGGAUCUCAAAGUGAAGCUAUACUACUCAGCAGGUUGUUUAGAAACUUAUUUGGGCAUGACUUAUUCAGAGAAAGUAAACAAAAUGAUUUGCGAAGGAGUUGAAGCUGACGAAGUGUUGCCUAAAAUUGUAGAAAAACUUGCGCCACAAGUACACGAUAACUUAGAUCUAUUUAUUAAAUCUUUGGAAAAAGAUGAUACAUUCAGACCUCAAGGAGAAUUAUUGCAUUCAUUUUCAGUUAAUGAUGAAGGUUAUACAAGAAAAUUUGAAGUCUAUAAAGCAGAUAUGACAUAUAAAGGCUUUAAGGAGUACCACCAACGUCUCCAAACAUUUGUCCUUUGGUAUAUAGAUGCUGCUAAUUUCAUAGAUAUAGACGACGAUCGAUGGCAUUAUUUUAAUAUGUUUGAAAAAUAUUACACAGCAGAUGGUAAUGUUCGCUAUGCAACUACGGGCUUUGCUACCGUGUAUCAGUAUUAUGCAUAUCCACAUCAUACUAGACCCCGUAUAGCUCAGGUUUUAAUACUACCACCGUUUCAAAACAUGGGUCUUGGCGCUCAUUUAUUACAUGCUAUUUAUCGCGAAUAUAUAGGAAGGAAUCAAGUGAAGGAUAUCACAGUUGAGGAUCCGUCAGUGACUUUCCAACGAUUAAGAGAUUAUGUGGAUGCAAUCAACUGCAGCACGUUACCUAGUUUUUCAUGUGAAUACCUGCACCAAGGUUUCAAUAAAGCUAUGGCUGUGGAUGCGAAGGAAACAUUCAAGAUAAAUAAGAAACAAUCUCGUAGAGUAUAUGAAAUUUUGAGAUUACGCGCAACAGAUUUAACAAACGAGCACAUGUAUCGUGAAUAUAGAUUAGAUGUAAAAAAGAGGCUGAACAUCCCGUAUAAACGUGAACAGAACGAUCUGAGAAAAUUGGAGUGUGCAUUAAGACACAUUGAUCAGAAAUCAAACGUAACGUUACCAGCAUUGGAGCAACGUUUGCAAACGCUCGAGAAAGAAUAUAGAAGCUUAGAGGAGGAAUAUAAAAAAGUUAUUAAACGCUUGGAAGAUGCAGAUGAACUUUGAAAUUGAAUAUUUUUUCAUUUCUCAUUUUUAUUAAGUCAUAUAUAUAUAUGUAAAUCAAUUAUACUAUUACAAUGUGAAUCAUUGGC
Messenger RNA from Dufourea novaeangliae, 1334 nucleotides. It is a transcript of the gene Hat1, whose product is annotated as histone acetyltransferase type B catalytic subunit. The transcript is spliced from 7 exons. Gene Ontology annotation, cellular component: nucleus. Gene Ontology annotation, molecular function: histone H4 acetyltransferase activity; histone binding. The coding region runs from base 19 to 1248 and encodes 409 amino acids. NCBI's taxonomy places the organism in Eukaryota, Metazoa, Arthropoda, Insecta, Hymenoptera, Halictidae. Gene Ontology annotation, biological process: subtelomeric heterochromatin formation. The record is from RefSeq and is a predicted model, not a curated record.